Thecamonas trahens ATCC 50062 is the source of this 1056-nucleotide messenger RNA. Its product is annotated as 50S ribosomal protein. The record is from RefSeq and is a predicted model, not a curated record. The transcript has a single exon. NCBI's taxonomy places the organism in Eukaryota, Apusomonadida, Apusomonadidae. The coding region runs from base 1 to 1056 and encodes 351 amino acids. Gene Ontology annotation, molecular function: structural constituent of ribosome. Gene Ontology annotation, cellular component: ribosome; mitochondrial large ribosomal subunit. Gene Ontology annotation, biological process: translation.
AUGCUCCGUGCUGCGGUUGCGGGAGCGAGCGCGGUUGCCGCGGCGGCGGGACGGGCGGUGAGCCGGUUGCCAUCCACGGCUGUGGCAGGGACGGCGACAGUGGUGACGAGCCAGCGGUUUGCCAGCAGCGGAAAGGCAGCGCAUGCGAGCGAGACUGGUGGCCAAGUUGAGCAAGACAAGGCGGGAGGGGAUGGCGCUGGGAUUCCAGCAGCAGAGUGGUCGGCUAGCUCGCGGAGAGUCGGCUUGGUCGGCGUCAAGCUCGGCAUGCUGCCGUACUGGGACGAGUGGGGCAAGCGGCAUCCGGCGACCGUGGUGCACUUUCCCGACAAUGUGGUGGUCUCGGUGAAGGACGAGCCGGUCAAGGCAAAGAUCAACCCCAAGGCCAUGCCCAAGCCGACGUCGCGGCUGGUGGUGGCGGCGGCCAAGGCCAAGGACAAGCAUGUCAACAAGCCGCAGCGGACCGUGUAUGCAAAGGCUGGCCUCGAGCCGCGCCGCAAGAUGGUCGAGUUUGCCGUCUCGGACGACGCGGUCCUCCCGGUCGGCACCGAGCUCUCUGCCGCGCAUUUGCUGCCCGGCCAGUACGUCGAUGUCCGCGGCGUGACUCGCGGCAAGGGCUUUGCCGGCGUCAUGAAGCGCUACAACUUCAAGGGCCAGUCGGCCUCGCACGGUACCUCGGUUGCCCAUCGGCAUGGUGGCUCGACCGGUGGCUCGCAGGGGCCGGGCAAGGUGUGGAAGAACAAGAAGAUGCCCGGGCGCAUGGGCGGCAAGAACCGGACCUCGCAGUCGCUCAAGGUGCUCAAAGUUGUGCCCGAGGAGAACGUGGUUCUCAUCCGCGGCUCGCUCCCUGGCCCGACCAAGGGCUGGCUCGUUGUCUCGGACGCCAUCCGCAAGACCUUCCCCACCUCCCCGCCCUUCCCCACCGUCGACCCGGCGACCGCCGCCGCUGCCACCGAGGCCGACGCCCCGGUUGGCGGCGCCGAUCCGUUCGACCACCACUGGGACGCUGCCGACCGCGCCGCCGCCACCGUCAACACUGGCCGCAAGCGCGACGCAUAA